Lolium rigidum is the source of this 3499-nucleotide messenger RNA. Its product is annotated as serine/threonine-protein phosphatase BSL2 homolog. Bases 16 to 2991 code for a protein of 991 amino acids. The transcript has 21 exons. The record is from RefSeq and is a predicted model, not a curated record. Gene Ontology annotation, biological process: brassinosteroid mediated signaling pathway. Gene Ontology annotation, molecular function: protein binding; phosphoprotein phosphatase activity. Lineage: Eukaryota; Viridiplantae; Streptophyta; Magnoliopsida; Poales; Poaceae.
CAGCGGCGGGCGGCCAUGGACGUGGACGCGCGGAUGGCCACGGAGUCGGACUCCGACUCCGACGCCGCCACCGCCGCCUCCGUCACGGUGCAGGUCGGCGGCUCCGGCAGCGGGGCCGAGACCCCUUCCGUGUCCCCGCCUCCCGAGCCGGCUGGAGCUCCGGCGGCGGCGGCGGCGGGGCCCAGGCCGGCCCCGGGGUACACGGUGGUGGACGCGGCCAUGGACAAGAAGGAGGACGGGCCGGGCUGCCGCUGCGGCCACACGCUCACGGCCGUGCCCGCCGUCGGGGAAGAGGGCUCCCCGGGCUACAUCGGCCAGCGCCUGAUCCUCUUCGGCGGCGCCACCGCGCUCGAGGGGAACUCCGCCACGCCGCCCUCGUCCGCCGGGAGCGCCGGGAUCCGUCUUGCUGGGGCUACCGCAGAUGUUCACUGUUAUGACGUGUUAUCAAAUAAGUGGACCAGGCUUACUCCACUUGGAGAACCUCCUUCACCAAGAGCCGCCCAUGUAGCGACUGCUGUUGGAACCAUGGUGGUCAUUCAGGGUGGUAUAGGCCCUGCUGGUUUAUCUGCAGAGGACCUCCAUGUUCUGGAUCUUACACAACAACGUCCACGAUGGCACAGAGUGGUGGUUCAAGGGCCUGGUCCUGGUCCACGAUACGGACAUGUCAUGGCCUUGGUUGGGCAGAGGUUCUUGUUGACAAUUGGUGGAAAUGAUGGAAAGCGUCCUCUGGCAGAUGUUUGGGCCCUUGAUACCGCUGCAAAGCCAUACGAAUGGAGGAAACUUGAACCAGAAGGUGAAGGGCCACCGCCGUGCAUGUAUGCAACUGCAAGUGCCCGCUCUGAUGGACUUCUUUUGCUUUGUGGUGGGAGGGACACUAAUAGUGUGCCCCUUUCAAGUGCGUAUGGUCUUGCAAAGCAUAGGGAUGGUCGCUGGGAGUGGGCAAUUGCCCCUGGCGUCUCUCCAUCACCCAGAUAUCAACAUGCUGCUGUUUUCGUCAAUGCACGACUUCAUGUCUCAGGAGGGGCUCUUGGAGGCGGUCGCAUGGUAGAAGACUCGUCAAGCGUGGCAGUGUUGGACACUGCUGCUGGAGUUUGGUGCGACACAAAAUCAGUAGUUACAACUCCAAGGACAGGAAGAUAUAGUGCGGAUGCCGCAGGCGGUGAGGCUUCUGGAGAGCUUACACGAAGGUGCAGGCAUGCAGCUGCUGCAGUUGGUGAUAUGAUAUUCAUUUAUGGAGGUUUACGAGGAGGUGUGCUGCUAGACGACCUUCUUGCUGCCGAAGAUCUUGCUGCUGCUGAGACAACAAGUGCAGCUAACCAUGCAGCUGCUGCUGCCGCUAACAUGCAAGCUGGAGGAGCACCUGGCAGGUUUGCUUACAAUGAUGAGCAAACAGGGCAAACAACUGGAGAGACAACUGCUGAUGGAGCUGUGGUUCUUGGAACCCCAGUUGCUCCUCCUGUUAAUGGGGAUGUGUAUACUGAUAUCAGCCCUGAGAAUGCUGUGAUCCAGGGACAGAGGAGAUCAAGUAAAGGUGUUGAUUAUUUGGUUGAAGCAUCUGCUGCAGAGGCUGAGGCAAUCAGUGCUACUUUAGCUGCUGUAAAAGCCAGGCAAGUUAAUGGUGAGAUGGAGCAUUCACCCGACAGAGAGCAGUCUCCAGAUGCCACACCAAGUGGGAAGCAACAUUUAAGCCUCAUCAAACCAGAUGUUGCUCUUUCAAACAAUUCAACACCACCUCCCGGGGUUCGGUUACACCAUAGAGCAGUUGUGGUAGCAGCAGAAACAGGAGGUGCCUUAGGUGGCAUGGUUAGGCAGCUGUCAAUUGAUCAAUUUGAAAACGAAGGAAGAAGGGUUAUCUAUGGCACUCCUGAGAAUGCAACUGCGGCUAGAAAAUUACUGGAUCGGCAAAUGUCUAUUAAUAGUGUGCCCAAAAAGGUAAUUGCAUCUCUCCUUAAACCUCGUGGUUGGAAGCCUCCUGUGCGAAGACAGUUCUUCUUGGACUGUAAUGAAAUUGCAGAUCUAUGCGAUAGUGCUGAAAGAAUAUUUUCAAGUGAACCAAGCGUCAUAAAGCUUAAAGCUCCCAUUAAGAUAUUUGGUGAUCUGCAUGGUCAAUUUGGUGACCUAAUGCGCUUAUUCGACGAGUAUGGUUCUCCCUCAACAGCAGGAGACAUUGCUUACAUUGAUUACCUCUUCUUGGGAGAUUACGUUGAUCGUGGUCAACAUAGUUUGGAGACUAUUACUCUUCUCCUUGCUCUGAAGGUUGAAUAUCCUCAAAAUGUACAUUUGAUUCGGGGGAAUCAUGAGGCAGCAGAUAUCAAUGCUCUGUUUGGGUUCCGAAUAGAGUGCAUAGAGCGAAUGGGUGAGCGAGAUGGAAUCUGGACCUGGCAUCGUGUGAAUAGGUUAUUUAAUUGGCUUCCUUUGGCUGCCCUAAUAGAGAAGAAAAUAAUCUGCAUGCAUGGUGGUAUUGGACGCUCCAUUAACCACAUAGAGCAAAUCGAGAAUCUCCAAAGACCGAUUACCAUGGAAGCAGGCUCAGUUGUUCUAAUGGAUCUUCUAUGGUCGGAUCCAACUGAGAAUGACAGCGUCGAAGGACUCAGACCAAAUGCUCGGGGCCCAGGUCUUGUCACCUUUGGGCCUGACCGUGUUAUGGAGUUCUGCAACAACAAUGACCUGCAGUUGAUUGUGCGAGCACAUGAGUGUGUGAUGGAUGGUUUUGAGCGUUUCGCUCAAGGUCACUUGAUUACUCUCUUCUCGGCAACAAAUUACUGUGGUACGGCAAAUAACGCAGGUGCAAUCUUAGUUCUUGGAAGGGAUCUUGUGGUUGUCCCGAAACUCAUUCAUCCUUUGCCACCUGCCUUGACAUCACCUGAGACCUCCCCAGAGCAUAUCGAAGACACAUGGAUGCAGGAACUAAAUGCCAACAGGCCACCGACCCCAACUAGGGGCCGCCCUCAAGCAGCCAACAAUGACCGAGGCUCCCUUGCGUGGAUAUAGCAGCUCCCGAUGUGCGGAAGCGAUCCUUUCUAAGUCCGUGCCAGUGGGUUUUUGCUAUAUUUAUCAGUUCUGCGCAACAUGCAGAUGAUCUAUGCCUAGGUGACAUGCUAUUGCGCAACAAUGGCAACAGGAAGUCAUCUGCGGGGGAGCGACUCUUAGCGAUCUGAAGGCGGAGAAUGUUUUGCCGAUCCCCACAGACAGAGCUCUCCAAGCUUUUUCCCUAGACAUGAGAAGAGUAGAUAGAUGAGCCGUCGGCCAUCGGUUUAUCAUCGAUACAAGCUUCACCUGUAUAUAGUCAGAUGCCAGCAGAUAGGGGUGGGUUGUAUGUGUUCUGUUGACAAAUUGGAGGGGCAGAAAGGAAUAGUGUUGUACUAGGUAUUCUUUUCCUGUGUCUAGAUUUUUUUUCUCACAUGUUUCAAAAGUAUGGGGUGGCCAAAGGAGUAAAACUUAUUUGUUGUAGGGCCUGUUUGCCAGCUCUUGUAUAAUAGUGGUGGUAUCACUUAUUUAA